CAGCUAGAUUGAAAGCGCUCCUUUUUUUUGCUCUCAAGGGGCAGCAACAAUGAUCAUAUGGAGGUUUCUAUGAAUUUGUGGAGCUUAGUGGUACUAUUAGCUCUGGCUUUAUGGAAUAUGGGCAUGCUCUUCAUCUUUGCACAGUGGAGAUUCUUUCAAGCACGCUCUUGGGGAUCCAUUGGAACGUCGCAGGUGGAUGGGCGAUGAUCCUUGGUCAGCUUUAUCAUCAGUGCCGGUCAAAAGCGGAGAAAGACCACAGUCGUCGGGCGGAUAGAUGCAGACGGGAGUGGAAAGAAAAAAUAUAUGUAUUAUCGCUAAUUUAUAUGAUUUAUCCAAUGGGUAAGUGGCCCUAGCGAAGAACAGGGAUGUCUCUCGUCGAUCAGGAUGAGUUCCCAAGCUCAAGAAAAAGUUCAAGAAUUUCCAAACCAACUUGAUAACUGGUGCAAUCCCAGAUGAGAUUGGUCUACUCUGCCAACAUGGAACAUUUAACUGUCGCAUCGAAUAGAUUUUCUGGGCCUAUUCCAGGAACCAUGGGAAAUCUUACUCGACUGUUGACACUGAGUCUUGCUGUCAACAAUUUUUCAGGAUCUCUUCCGCAGGAAAUUGGUAACCUGUCUUCACUGACCGAGCUGUUAGUUCUUGAUGUUGGGCGAGACCAGAAUGUGGUUCUUAUGCCUUCCGUUAUGCAGGUAACAUGGAGAAAGCGCACUGAGAAAUCAUUUGCAAGAACCGCAGCAGUGGCGGAGCCGCCCGAGCUGACGAAGAAGAGGCUCUCGCGAGACGAGCGUGUGGCACUAGUCAAGUCAUUCGUGGAGAAGUGUUUGGACUCUACUGGUCUAGGCGGGGAGCUCCCACCAGCCUUAAGCAGUUUGCGAGGGCUCCAGACACUAAAUAUGUUUGACAGCAACUUCAAUGGCUCGAUACUAGACUUCCUUGCCAAUAUGUCUAGUUUUGAAAUUUUAGCCAUGUAUGGGAAUAAACUUUCUGGUCUGCUUGCUGCAUCUCUUGCCAAUCUUACAAACCUGAGAGAAUUAGAACGGGAGAAGUAUCAGCCGGAGGCUCAAUACCGCCUAGCUACAAUCUCUAACAAAGCUGCGAGUCGCCAGCCGUUUCUUUUAGCAGUUAGCAUUUACUUUGGCUGUUUUACCAGGACCUUAAGGAACUGUCAGCUAUCUGGUUUUAUACCUGACCUGGGCAAUCUUACCCAGCUCACACACUUGCAUUUGAGUUUCAACAAUCUGACUGGGACAAUUCCAGCGUACAUAUCAUCUUUUGAUCGUCUUAGCAGACUGAAUGCUACCAUUAUUGGCAAUCCGUUCUCAGUUAAUAGAACUCAAGGGUAUGGUUCUCUUCGUGUUCAACACCAUGUUUUCAUUGCAGACAAAAUGCGAAUACUGCUACGUGUUUACAUGAUAUAUCAAACUGCGGCAAUCACUUUGGAUGGGACAGAUUUUAACAUAGACAUGCCAAGUUCUUUGGAUGGGGACUACUAUUCCACAGGAGGAUGGGUAUCUAGCAGCUCUGGUUUUGCGGAAUCCUUUCAAGAUAACCGUCCUCUGAUAUCCGCAAUCCAAGUUCUACCUGGUAAGUGUUAG
Messenger RNA from Selaginella moellendorffii, 1595 nucleotides. RefSeq names its product receptor kinase-like protein Xa21. The transcript has 13 exons. The record is from RefSeq and is a predicted model, not a curated record. Gene Ontology annotation, molecular function: protein binding. Lineage: Eukaryota; Viridiplantae; Streptophyta; Lycopodiopsida; Selaginellales; Selaginellaceae. The coding region runs from base 453 to 1595 and encodes 380 amino acids.